CGCUUCCACGAUGCUAGAGGCACGAUCCUCGACCGCUCUCUCUGCCGUGUGUGCUGCUGAGAAAGACCAGUCCCGGCAGCCAUGGCCGUUCGUGUCGGCUUUGUACCACACCUUCUGCCGCUCCGACGCAGCUUCUCCAGCGCGCCCGUGAGAAGGGCCGACUUCACCCAUGCGGUUAUCGGAGCUGGAGUUGUUGGACUCGCUGUCGCCCGGCGGUUGGCGUCGACAGAGGGCACGUCGACCAUUCUCCUUGAACGGCAUGCAUCUCCAGGGACGGAGACCAGCAGUAGGAACUCAGAGGUCAUCCAUGCCGGUCUUUACUACGGAACCGAUACGCUCAAAGCCCAAUUGUGCAUUCAGGGUCGUCAGAUGAUGUACGAGCUGUGCGCGAAACAAGGGAUUCCACACCGCAACACGAAGAAAUGGAUUGUUGCGCAGGAUGACGAGCAAUGGGGGGCCUGUCUGCGGGUGCACAAACACGCGCAGUCGUUGGGGAUCCCGACGCGGAUUCUGAGCCAGGAGGAAGCGCAACGGCGCGAACCCGAGGUGCGGGCGCUGGCCGGGGUCGUGGAGAGCGAAAGCACGGGGAUUGUUGACAGCCACUCGCUGAUGACGUAUCUGCACGGCGACUUUGAGAACAGAGGGGGUGACUGUGCGUUCCUGACGCCCGUAACGCGCAUCGAGGCCCUGGACGGUGGGCGGGCCGGGUACCGCAUCCACACGACCUCCGCCGAGGACGGCAGCGAGACCUCCAUCACGGCGGAGACGGUGAUCAACAGCGCGGGCAACUCCGCGUGCCAUAUCAACAACAUGGUGCUGCCGCCGGCGCGACAUCUCACACCCUACUACGCCAAGGGCACCUACUUCUCCUACUCGGCCUCCUUCCCGCGGCCGUCCGUGCUGGUCUACCCGGCCACCUUGCCCGGCCACGCUGGGCUGGGCACCCACCUCACGCUGGACCUGAGCGGCCGCAUCCGCUUCGGCCCAGACACGGAAUGGGUCGACGACCCGACCGACCUGCGGCCCAGCCGCGAGCGCCUCGCCACGGCCAUCCCGGAGAUCCGCGCGUACCUGCCCAACAUCGACGAGGCGGCCAUCGACCUGGACUACUGCGGCAUCCGGCCGAAGCUGGCCCGCGGCGGCAGCUCCGUCAACAACGGCUCCGGGUUCCAGGAUUUCAUCAUCCGCGAGGAAGAAGGGUUUCCGGGAUUCGUCAACCUCCUGGCGAUCGAGAGUCCGGGCUUGACCAGCUCGUUGGCGAUUGCUGAGCGUGUCCAUAGCCUUUUACAUAAAUAAUUAGAGUAUAUAGCUAGCCAUUCACUAGAGUCACCAA
Messenger RNA from Penicilliopsis zonata CBS 506.65, 1333 nucleotides. RefSeq lists its product as hypothetical. The coding region runs from base 82 to 1296 and encodes 404 amino acids. Lineage: Eukaryota; Fungi; Ascomycota; Eurotiomycetes; Eurotiales; Aspergillaceae. The record is from RefSeq and is a predicted model, not a curated record. Gene Ontology annotation, cellular component: mitochondrion. The transcript has 3 exons. Gene Ontology annotation, molecular function: (S)-2-hydroxy-acid oxidase activity; (S)-2-hydroxyglutarate dehydrogenase activity.